Messenger RNA from Nasonia vitripennis (jewel wasp), 1234 nucleotides. RefSeq lists its product as uncharacterized. The record is from RefSeq and is a predicted model, not a curated record. The transcript has 3 exons. Gene Ontology annotation, cellular component: membrane. Gene Ontology annotation, biological process: sensory perception of smell. The coding region runs from base 117 to 599 and encodes 160 amino acids. Lineage: Eukaryota; Metazoa; Arthropoda; Insecta; Hymenoptera; Pteromalidae. Gene Ontology annotation, molecular function: odorant binding; olfactory receptor activity.
UCGAGUUCCAAAUGCCAUGUAAAAAAAAAAAAAAAAAAAAUUUGUUGAUUAACAGUUGGUAUUGAAAAGAUCGUAAAAUAUAUUUCAUUGUUGAUUCCGAUGUAUAGGGCUUUCUGAUGGGAAAUGCAAUUAAUCAAUUACAACGAAUCCUCGAGAAUUUAGGGACAUGUUGGAAAAAGUACGGACCAAGAGGAUCGAAUGGAGAGGAGCUUCUCGAUAAAGCCUACAAAACUCUAUUAAUGUGCAGAAUUUACUUAUUCACGUCUUUUGUUACUUACCUUGCAUUAACCGCGCUACCGUUUAUAAACUUUUGCUUUCAAUACCUCAACGGGGAGACAACGAAUGGUACCUACGAUUUCUCUAAAUGGAUGAUACUUAUGAAAUAUCCCUUCGAGAUACAAAGUGUUUCCAUCUAUUUUCUGGUUACAUUUAUAGAAGAAAAUUUUUUAUUAAUAACUGCUACUUUCUGGACCAGCGGCGAUUGCCUAUUCGCCACAGUGACAACUCAAAUUUGUAUACAAUUUGACGUAUUGAAGUGUGAUAUCCAACACCUAAGUAUGGGGGAUGUGAUAAAUAAGCAUCAGGAACUAUUAAAGUAAUAAGGUGAGCUUUUAAGCACGUGUUAGUAUGAUGAAGUUUUUUCUGCAGUUCACGUCAUAGCAAUUAAAUACGAUUUCUGGCCAACACUUUGUCACUUUUAUGCUUCAGUUCCUUUUUACUUUUAGUUUUGCCAAACAGGCAUCGUACUAAUUGAUUCACUUUGGCCAAUCAGAAACUGUCCUGCUUUGUUUGAUCACUCCCUUAACGUGGACAUCACUAAUAACCACAAGUUUGCGAAAAAAACUUCUUUAUAACUAAUCUGUGUGUGUGAUGAGCAAUGCCGAUUUCAUAUUGGCUUAGUCUACAUUAAUAUCAAAUAGAAAAAUUCUAAAUUUUAUAAUUAAUUUAUCAUUCAUAACCAAACUGUGUUAUUUAGUUGAAGACAUAUUCAGCCCGAUCAUUUUUUCAACGUCAUUAUUAUCGGCCUUGAACAUGUGUGUUAACCUUGUCGGUAUUCGAGAGGUUUUGAAUAUGUCAUGAUAACUUUUGUAUUCGUUAGCAUCCUCUAAUUCUUUAUACCUAUUUUAAGACAGUUGCAAGAGAGUAUUAUGAAGAAGCAGGAAUGUACUUUUUUCUGUUUAUUUGCACAUUAUUGCAAGUUCUAUUCUAUUGUACUUUUGCAAAAUCCCUUACU